This is a messenger RNA of Lindgomyces ingoldianus, 900 nucleotides long. Its product is annotated as NADH-quinone oxidoreductase. Gene Ontology annotation, biological process: electron transport coupled proton transport; aerobic respiration; mitochondrial respiratory chain complex I assembly. The record is from RefSeq and is a predicted model, not a curated record. Lineage: Eukaryota; Fungi; Ascomycota; Dothideomycetes; Pleosporales; Lindgomycetaceae. Gene Ontology annotation, molecular function: 4 iron, 4 sulfur cluster binding; NADH dehydrogenase (ubiquinone) activity; quinone binding. The coding region runs from base 68 to 763 and encodes 231 amino acids. The transcript is spliced from 3 exons.
AUUGCCACGGCGACCCACUCCCUUUCUUCUCCGUUCACUGCAGCUCUCCUUUGCCGUUGUCGCAAGCAUGUUGUCGACAACAAGGUCUGCGGCCUCAAUGGCGCUACGAGCCAAACCCUCAACGACCCUGGUCGCAUAUCGCGCGGGCACCGCUGCCUUCAUAUCGUCUACCUCGCCUAACUCCGCUACGCCAUCGCAGAAAUCUGGUCUCACUACCGGUGGACCAGGCACUCCGCUCCCAAUGAGCAAGAUGCAGACCGAUAUACCAUUGCCGAGUCAGCAGCCAAAGAAGGGAGCCAUGCAAUACGCUUUGACCACACUCGACCAAAUCGCCAACUGGGCCCGCCAAAGCUCACUCUGGCCGAUGACUUUUGGUCUCGCCUGCUGCGCCGUCGAAAUGAUGCACCUUUCUGCACCUCGCUACGACCAAGAUCGACUCGGAAUAAUCUUCCGUGCUUCCCCUCGACAGUCAGACGUCAUGAUUGUGGCGGGAACUCUCACCAACAAGAUGGCCCCGGCGCUACGACAAGUUUACGACCAGAUGCCUGAUCCUCGGUGGGUUAUUUCAAUGGGCAGCUGCGCGAACGGCGGUGGUUACUACCACUACAGUUACUCGGUCACAAGAGGGUGCGACAGGAUCGUGCCGGUGGAUAUUUACGUUCCGGGAUGCCCUCCUACGUCAGAAGCGCUGAUGUAUGGCAUCUUCCAGCUACAGAAGAAGAUGAGACAUACGAAGAUCACAAGGAUGUGGUAUAGGAAGUAGAUGAAUCCGGUGGUUUAGUCAACAGUGUUUACUAACCCGAUGAGUUAUUGGAAAGCUCACACCUGUACAAAUUGAUCUUUACAUAGUUCAUUCUAAAGUUCUCGGUCUCGUUUGACAAGGCCCAAUCAUUAUCGGCC